Molecule: messenger RNA, 1830 nt
Organism: Ananas comosus (pineapple)
Lineage: Eukaryota; Viridiplantae; Streptophyta; Magnoliopsida; Poales; Bromeliaceae
Product: phosphatidylinositol glycan anchor biosynthesis class U protein
Exons: 14
Coding region: 108-1490 (460 amino acids)
Biological process (GO): protein localization to cell surface; attachment of GPI anchor to protein
Cellular component (GO): membrane; GPI-anchor transamidase complex
Source: RefSeq, a predicted model, not a curated record
AGGUGUGAUUAGAUUCAGGUCUUCCCAGGUAACGAGUCUAUACUCUUUAGUUGAGGAGGGUGGUCCGUCCGUUCGGAGCGAACGAAGGCGCUUUGGCUGGAACGGCGAUGGCCGAGAUCCGGCCCUACUGGGCGUUGGCGGCGGCGGCGGCGCUGGGCUUCCGCGUCCUCCUGCUGAUCCUCUUCCCCGGUGAUCUCCACCUCGGCUCUCGCCCCGAGGUCGCCACCCCUCUCACCAGCCUCCGCCGCCUUUCCGAGGGUUACUGGCUCAAGCAAUCCUCCAUGUCCCCCUACGCAGGGUCCAUGUAUCAUGGUUCUCCUUUGCUGCUACCGAUUCUUGGUCCGUUAACUGCUGAAAGAACAGAUGGCCAACCUGCUCAUUUUUAUUGCAGUUUGCUGUUUGUGGUUGUAGAUUUCGUUACUGCCAUGCUUAUUCGUGCAACUGGCCAGAAGCUUCUGUUAUCACGUCGUCAGAGCUUGGAAUAUCUGAACCUUCCUAAAUUGGUAAAAAAUUCAGCCAACAUAAAUGCUGGAGAUUUGGCAUCUCUUAUAUAUCUAUGGAAUCCCUUGACGAUAGUCACUUGCCUUGGAUUGUGUUCAUCACCAAUCGAUAAUUUAAUGGUUGUGCUGACGAUUUAUGCAGCCUGCUCACGUCUAGCUCCUUUGGCAGCUUUUGGAUAUGUCCUCGCAACACACUUAUCUCUUUAUCCUGCAAUCCUAAUUUUACCGGUUAUUCUUCUAUUGGGAUAUGGACCAGAUGCUCCUCCAGCCAAGUUGUUUCUUCAUAAAAGCUCCAAUUCAGAUGGAAAAGACCCCUCAAAUAAUGACGAAAGUAGAAGUGCUGUAACAACUCAUAAACCGGUCCGGUGUUUUUCACGGAGGCCUGUUGUUCACUUCAUGAUAUGGGUGUCUAUCUGGUCAUGUUAUGUGUUGUUCUUGUGCAGCAUUUACCUUAAGGGGCUUGGUGGCCUGCAGGAGAUGUUUAAAAAGACAUAUGGAUUUAUUUUGACUGUAGGGGAUCUAUCCCCGAAUAUAGGUGUUUUGUGGUACUUCUUUGCAGAAGUGUUCGAGUUCUUCAGAAAUUUUUUUCUUAUAGUGUUUCAUGUGAAUAUCCUUUUUAUGAUAUUACCCUUGGCCAUUCGUCUGAAACACCGCCCAUGCUUCCUUGCCUUUGUGUAUACUGCAAUCUCCGCAAUGUUGAAAUCUUAUCCCUCUGUGGGAGAUUCAGCUUUAUAUUUGGGUCUUCUGGGGCUUUUUGCCAAUGAAUUAGCAGAUAUGCAAUUCUCUUUCUUCCUUUUCUUUGGAUACAUUGGAGUUUCUCUUCUUAGCCCUGUUAUGCACAACCUGUGGAUUUGGAGGGGCACUGGUAAUGCAAAUUUCUAUUUUGCCACCGGACUAGUUUACUCGUGCCUGCAGACCGUACUGAUCGUCGAGAGUGUGAGCACGAUGUUGAAGCACGACAGGAUGCUAAGAAAGCACGUCAUAGCAUGACAUCGUUUUUCUGACACUAUUUGUACUGCUCGGAUGCUUUGGAUGAAAAGUAGGUUGCCAUUUCGUGCCUGCAACGUGAUUAACAGCGCUUGAGCUCUAACAGAUGUUCGCCAAAAUACUGAAAUCGAUCGUGUAUCCUUCCGAUGCUGGUGUAGUUCUCUUUGAGAAUAUGCCGCCAUUUGUUUCGCUCCUGACAACUAAAAGCAGUAAGUUAUGGUCCAGUUUAUGUGUUAUUAUUUGCGUCCGAAAACAACAACUGAUUUCUCCUAUUGUUAACAAACGUUUGGAUAUGCUUUCUGCUGUAGUCAAAACAAACUUCUGUAUAAAUUGAUGGUUAAUU